AUGCUAUUCGCAAGAGCGUUGUUUUUUGUGUUCCUUUGGUACGCAGUAAAUUCUGGCGAAAAUCGAACCCUGAAAAAUGAUUUCAAUUUGGAAAAGAAAAUUGCACUGGCUCCACUUGCAGGAACGAAACAUGAAGUGAACCAAGUUCCAUCUAAUUAUGUGAAGCGAGGCAACAUUUUUAGUAAGUAUAAGUGAUAUUAGGCCGGGUGAUUUUAUUUGGUUUUAUUUUUACUUUUUUACGAAGUUUUACUAAGAUUACCAAAUGAUUUCAAGUUUAACAGUCUCUGUGCGUCCGAACGAUGCACUUAUAACAGACGCUUUUGAUUCACAUAUAAGCAUUUACUGUUUCGUCUGAUAAAUACGACGGCCAGUAACUAUAAACUUAACACGGAUUGUUUGUCAGGUAUAGUUUGUGAGUAUAUAGUUAGUUCCUGGAUCUCAGUGACAUAUUGAAAUAUAAAUGCGGCCAUUGCCUUUAGAUUUUUAGGCGUAUUGCUCAAUAAUAUAUAGGGUUCGAUCCUGCUGCCAUUUAAAGGGACUAUAGUUUUAUUUUACACGUAACUGCUCUUGACAAUGAAAUGAAAUGUUUUUAAGAAAGUGGCGUACGACAACAAACUGAUGCUAAAUUUGGAAAAAAAAACUGGUCACUGUCUUUUAAACUAACAAUAUAAAAAAAAGAGUUAAUACAUUUUCAUAUUUCAUGAUCUGCAUGGUCAUUCUUUUUGGAAGAAUCUAUAGAAAGAGAAGAUGAGUUACCGACCAAAUAUCGUAUCUGCAUAAGCCAUGAGCUAAGAAAAAGUAUUUGAACUUAAUAGUUUACAUGUAUAUAUAUAUAUAUUUUUUCACUGAUGCAUGAAAGCAACUCCAAAAUAUUAAGAUUGCAGUUCUUAUAAUCAAGCUACACUUUUUGAAAUUAUAAAAUAUGAUACAAUUUUAGUAAAAUAUUUCUGUUUUAAACAUGUAUUUUUUUGUUCAGGUUUUGCCUUUUCUUACAGCAGCAAAGUCGACAAAUUUUUCAAAGAGUUGUUCCCAUCCGACCCGGGUUCGUGUUUAAACAAAGCCAAACAAAAAAGUGCCACAUUUACCAAGUAUUCUAAACGUAAGCAAAAGGCUGUUCAGUUGGUCAACAUAUACACCCAAGAAUGUAAGAAAUACAUGGGCAUUGUCGGGAAACCUAUAUAUUCUACUUUAAACGAAAACCUUAGAGGAAAACCUAAAAAAAUCUGGAAAAGAAUGUCCGCAUUACUAAACAAAGGGCUUGCUCUUCUUGGUCGUAAAAAAAUUCCAAAUCUUUACCGUGGCUGCCAUUGUCCAAUUGUUAAGAAAGGCACACCGUUCACUUUCAAGCAAUUUGCCAGCACUUCAAGCAAUCCAGCUGUUGCGCUCAAGUUUCUUUCUGCAGGAAAGUCCUUUAUUCAUAUAAAGGAGGCGGAAGGGACUGAUAUAAAACUAUAUUCGUAUUAUUCAAAUGAAGAUGAAUUCCUGUUAGGGCCUGAUGUAAACCUGGAUGUGGUCCAAGUUGAAACCGUCCCUAAACGAAUACACGAAGAAAUCAAGAAAAUAUCACCAUCCACAAAGAUACAAGACCUGCAAGGCGUCAAAAUGUUUGUCGUGCUUGAUGGCUCAAGAAAAAAGAAAAAAGCAAAAGGUGGUUUCUGGAGCACAUGCCUGUGUGGUGGCGGCAAGCUUUAA
Paramuricea clavata is the source of this 1692-nucleotide messenger RNA. The record is from the annotation of a GenBank genome assembly. NCBI's taxonomy places the organism in Eukaryota, Metazoa, Cnidaria, Anthozoa, Malacalcyonacea, Plexauridae.